UCGUUUUAUCCUGGAGUGGCGUUGUAUGGGUCAUUAUGCACCAGGUAUUUCCAUUGACAAACGUACGCGAGAAUCGACGGUCUUAGCUGUUUAGACAUUGCCAUGGUAGCAAACAUUGACUGGAUGAAUGACUGGAAUCAGGUCAAAGUAGAGACAGCUAUCACGAGGCCAUUCCAACAACAGGGCUUGGUAUCUGUGACACCACGCCGCCCGGCUUACUUGAUGUCAUUCUCCGUGAGACGCGUAACGUGGAAUAUAUUUGGAGGUGGAUGUACAGCAUAGCGUGUAUAUAGAUACUGGAUACUGGACACUACUGAUUGGAUUCUGAUGUGUGUUGUUUUUGCAUUAGCACCUACAACGACGUACUUGACAAAGGUAACGCAUCAGUGACGAUGGAGCACCUGGUACGAAGGUACGACUUCAUGACGGCGGGCCAUGACCAGAGAGUUGACUUCAGCAAUGAACAGAGAAUAAACUCCGACAAGUACGAGGCGGUGGUGAACGAGGAGGAUCUCCUUGGGGCGUUCAGGUUGCUGAGGAAGGGGGUGUGUCGACCGGAUUUCCCCGGAGAGAGUUCUGAUCAGUUUUAUUUCGCUAAAGAUGUGCUGGAAAAUCUGAUGACUUGGUCAGAGGAUUUGAUGGAAAAUGGGAAGAUGAAAUCCUUGUCCCGCAUCCAUGACUUCUGCUUCGACUUCCUUCACGACCUGAUCCAGCAGGGGCCGGGGACGACACACAUGAAGUUGUGGAGCUUGAUGUUUGGCAACCGUGGCUUUGGGUUUAAAGAGUAUUAUCAUAACCUCACAGGAGACAAGCUGAAGAGUCACGUACGGUUUCUGAUGAGGGAGUACAGGAGCCGGGAGCCUGGGCCUGACAGAGAGAGGUUCGAGAUCACCUUUAGAACAGCCAUCGAUUACAUCGUUGGAAAAGACUGCUUCAAAGAGGAAACUUUCAAGGAAAUGCAGACAGAGUUCAUAGAAUUGUACAUUUACCUAGAGUUAACGUUCCUGACUCGUUCAAAGGAAGUUCAGGAAAUCCACCACCGCAUUCCACAUAGUCUGUGGUAUAUAUAUGACAGGAACAUCUUCAAGGACAUCAUUGACCCCGAGAUGUACAAACGUUUCCUGAAGCGUCUUGCAGACAUCAUCUGCCAUCUCAACCUCACCACCGAGGAGUCCGAGAAGGUGCUCAAGAGUGUAACUGAUAUUGUUCAGAUGUUGCUGUCAGCGAUCGGCAAGACGUUCAUGCUGCACAAAGUUCACGCAGACAUCAUGGACUUUGUGACUGCGAUCUGCACCAGGAAAGCAGGGAGCCCCAUCCACCCCAUUAUAAAGGCUGUUGGAUAUUUCCUGUUCCACACAAAGGAGGAGAAGGCCAAGCCUACUAUAACGGGCAACUCUGAGCUGUUCACUGUGAUGGCGAGGAAGCUGAUUGACCUGUUGACCAACCUGGAGGACCACACCCUGAUGCGGGUCAAAUUUGUUGACGCAGCUGUAUAUGAUGUUCUUAUAAAGGCCAUGAACAAAACUCCUGAACACCGUAGGUUGAUGAUAGACCUGAUGAAGGCAUGUCUACGGAUCAACCAGCCGAUGACAGCCAAGGCGGCCUAUAAUUGCGUCAGGGAAGCUGAAAAGUUUCUGAAAUGGAAGGAGCAUGUGAACGAUGCGCAUGAGAUUCUGGACAUCUUGAUGACAGUCCGAGUGUUUGGAGAAGAGAAAGAGAUCAAGGAGUUUGCUGAAUCCUACAAAAACUUUUGCAGUUACUUCGCCGAUCAAUUGAAGAGGGAUCGUAUAAUUCCCCAAAUGGUUGACAAAAUGGUCGAAUUUAGUUUGAAAAUUCUCGAGAGGAGAGAAGGGCGCCUGUUCGAAGCUGGACGUGAAGUUGCAGAUGAAAUAGAGUUCAUCGGAAAGAAAAACAAGGACCUGAUAAUGUCGACGUUUUCCAAUCUGCUGCCCUUCCUGAAGGAUCCCAACUUUCCCUGGAAAGCCGACUGGUUCGGUUAUUCGGGCAGGAUUGUUAGCAAGCUUGCCUCGAGCUCGAUUGAAGCCUUAGAGCCAAAAAGCAUUACUGAAAAGGACCUAAGUGUCAUUGCCUACUUUGUGAUGACGGUGAUGAAGGGAGACUUCAUUGAUGAGGAAACUAACACACCAAGCACAAUCUACUUCCAGCUGUACUGUUCGGUCGCGACACAAUUUCUGAGCCUUCUGGACGACCAGGAGAAGAUGCAGCGAGCCAUCCUGGUGGUGAGAGAAAUCGUCAACUUGCUGUCUCACGAAUAUAGCGAAGUUUCUGACAUGGCCAUGGCCCAGGUCAGCGUCGUUGUGGGGAAUGGGUCAAAGAUCAUGGCACCGUUCUUUCCCAAGCUGAUGGACGUCUACAUGGACACAGAGAAUUCCACAUUGUUAUAUCCCCUUAGUCAAAUCUACCCACACUACCCCAACCUUCAAGAUCAACAAUUCCAAACUCUCUUCGAGUUAAUCGACACCCCAGAACGGUCGUCUGUAUUACACUGGUGUACAGAGAUAGCCAAGAAACAACCGAAUUUGUUCACUGAGGACCAUAUUGCAAAGCUGAUUGAGGAGAUGUUCCAAGGCGAUGAAAGGAUGCAGGCAAUGUAUUUGAUGGUCAUGGAACCACUCUCCAAGAAGAUGCCAAGAAAGCUCAUCCCCAACCUGAAAACCCUGAUGGAAGGCGAUGUUAACUCCCAAUAUGGUGCCAAGUAUCAACUCUUCGUUGUUCUGAAGAAUGUGGCCAUUAUGAGUGACGAUGAGGCUGUGGCAGAGGAAGUGAUGGCAUAUCUAGAGAAGACCCUUCGAGAUCCUGAAGACGACAUGGUGACUUCCUCCUGUCUCAAUGAGAUGCGUGCUAUAGGUGGUGUAUACCGACCACUGUUGGAGCGUCGUAAACCAGCCAUAGGGGACUUGAGGAAACGAUCUACUGUCCAGACAACAAAGGAUCAGUGUACCUUUAUCUUGGAUGUUCUGGAAGGAAGAAGCCUGGAGUCCCUGGCUGAAGAGAUCAAGGAUGUAAAAGAAGAUGUGGAGGAACUGGACACACGAGUGACCAGGACUGAGGUUGGCCUGGUGCUGCUCAACCAAGAGGUGGGUGAGCAGCGGGAGGAGCUGGAUGGGGUCAAAGUCGAUGUUAAGGCUCAUGGCGAGAAGAUUGGCCAACUGGAGGAGACAGUGGAUGACACCAAGGCUAAAGUGGAGGAACUCGAUGGAAAGACACUCAGUCAUGCUCCCUUCUGGGCAAGAGACGUGGCCAAACUGCUCCACCCUGAAGACCUUCUGGACUGGACACUUCUCUCUAGACGUCUUGGCUACACCAAUGAUGACAUCAGGAGCUGGGCUCAGAUGCACGACCCAUGUAUGGCCAUGCUGAAUGAAUGGUACGCCACUCGGAAGACGAGGGAAGCCACAUACGCUGUGCUGACUGCACUGCAAGAGAUGGACAGGAUGGAUGCCGCUGUGAUCGUGGAGAAUGCAAUGAAGAUGACAGAAGCUGUAGUCGAGGACGAAGAGUUUGAGUACCCAGAGCCUCCAGAGGUGUUCAUCAGCUACCAGUGGGGAAUCCAGAACGAGGUGAAGCUUCUGAAGCUGCACCUGGAGAAGGCGGGCUUCACGUGCUGGAUGGACAUUGGUCAGAUGGGAGGCGGAGACAAGCUGUUCGAGAAGAUUGACAAGGGAAUCAGGGCAGCCAAGAUCGUCAUCUGUUGUGUCACUGGCAAAUAUGCCAAGUCUCCAAACUGCAAUAGAGAGGUGAACCUCUCGGUAAGCCUGGGUAAGCCCAUCAUCCCUCUGUUGAUGGAGAAACUAUCAUGGCCACCACCAGGCUCAAUGGGGCCAAUCUUCAGUGAGUAUCUGUUCAUCCGAUUCUUCACCCGGCCUGGGGAGGAGACGGGUGACGUCAGGUACUGGUCAGCAGCCAAGUUCCAGGAACUCCUGAUGCAGGUCAACUACAACAACGUCAAGCCGGAGGAACAGAAGGUGGAAAAAGAAUACAAGAACUGGUGGUGUCCUGUGGCUGAAGUAAUCAAAAUAGAAAAGAAGGAUGUGAAGGCGAUGACGGCCACCAGUCAGCAGAAACAGGAGGAGGUUGAAUCUGGAGCAGCCUCUCCUGAUGUAUUCAUCUCCUACCAGUGGGGAAAACAGAAGCAGAUUCAACUCAUGUACAAGCGUCUAACUGAGAUGGGCUUCACCGUCUGGAUGGACAUCUACCAAAUGGGAGGUGGGGACUCCCUCUAUGACAAAAUUGACAAGGGUGUGCGGGGGGCAAAGAUCGUGCUCACGUGUGUCACCUCGAAGUAUUCUCUGUCAGCCAACUGCAGGAGGGAAGUCAGUCUCGCUGAUGCCCUCAAGAAGCCAAUAGUGCCUCUGUUGCUGGAGAAGAUGACAUGGCCACCAUCUGGUCCGAUGAGCAUGGUGUUCACUCAGCUUCUGUACAUCAACUUUGCCAAGGAUGAAUCUGUUCAGGAAAGAUGGGAUGGAGAAAAGUUUGAUGAACUAUUGACCAAAUUAGAUCAGUACGUGCCGAAUAUUAUUGUGUCAGGUGAUGAGGAACCAGAAGAACCUGUUCCGUCUACUGAAGUGAAUAUUGACGAUAAGGAGGACACACCACCAUCGACCCCAGAGCCCGAACAACCACCACAAAAACAGCAGCCGUCUCAACAACAGCAACAACCACGAACAGAAAGGAUUCCACAGCAGUAUCAGCAACCUCCUCCACAACAACCCCCGCCACAAUCCCAGCCGCAGCAACAGCCCCCGCCUCAGCAGCAACCACAGAGACAUCAACCACCGCCCAGUCAACCAGAGCAAAAGAAGUCAAGGUCCUGCUUGAUAUUGUAGAAACACAUUUAGCCUUUCCCGAACACUUGGUUUCAUCAGUGAUCCAUCCACAUAGUUUUUACUUCUAUUUUGCCCUGUUCGCCCAUUGGUGUCGGUUUCAGCGGACUGGAUAUUCUUGUGUUGAUGUUUAAUUUAAAAGCAAACCGUGACAAACUGUCAAUAAAAGCGAUAAAACCCUU
Messenger RNA from Haliotis rufescens (red abalone), 5026 nucleotides. RefSeq lists its product as uncharacterized. Gene Ontology annotation, molecular function: protein binding. The record is from RefSeq and is a predicted model, not a curated record. Lineage: Eukaryota; Metazoa; Mollusca; Gastropoda; Lepetellida; Haliotidae. Gene Ontology annotation, biological process: signal transduction. Bases 393 to 4847 code for a protein of 1484 amino acids. The transcript has 23 exons.